Molecule: messenger RNA, 1839 nt
Organism: Caenorhabditis sp. 36 PRJEB53466
Lineage: Eukaryota; Metazoa; Nematoda; Chromadorea; Rhabditida; Rhabditidae
Source: the annotation of a GenBank genome assembly
AUGGCCGAUAACGACCGAAAACGACAGUUCAACGCGGCGCCCGAGGACGAAUUCGAGGCGAAACGCCCGAAAGAAUCGCGCAAAGUCGAAUUCCCCAUUCCCGAGAACUUUGUGGGACUCGUGAUCGGCCGAAACGGUCAGGAGAUUGCGUCGAUCGCGCGUCAGACCGGAUGUCGGAUGCAGGUUUCGACUGACAAAUCCGUGCCGGGCAUUCGAAUGGUCGAGAUCGAGGGAUUUCAGGUGGAAAUCGCCCCCCGCUUUUCCCGAACGCCCAUCUAGCCACACCAUUUUUUCGUUUUCAGGACGCCAUUGAGCUGGCGAAAGUGCUCAUCACAGUGCUGAUUAGUCGCAAAAAAGAAGAGCCACCGAGCGGCGCGCCGGAUUCACCGAAACUCGAGCAAUCGAACUCAAAUGCCGACGGAAAAGUGCUGGUGCACAUGGAAAUUCCGGCGGACAAGUGCGGAGCGAUCAUCGGGAAAGGCGGCGAAAACAUGAAACGGCUGCGGAAAUCGACAAAUUGCCACAUUGUCCUUCAGCAAACCUCGUCGGGAGUCACGAGCCAACCGAAACUGCUUCAAAUCCGAGGCACGGCCGAAGGUGUCGAGAGAGCGCAACGCAUGGUUCACGAAAUUAUCGCCGUGACGGACGCGUCGUCGCUUCCCGCCAAUUCGCACUUCAACACGACAACGGUGCACGUGAAAGUGCCACGAGCCGCCGUCGGAGCGGUGAUGGGCAAGAAGGGCGCGAACAUCAGAGCCACGUCCGACGAGUGCAACGUCAAAAUUCAGUUUUUGCCCGAAGACGAUCCGUUUAUGUUGGAAAGAACGCUGGCGAUCAUCGGAACGCCUCUUAAUGUCACGUGGGCGAUGCAGAAGGUGAAGACGGUGAUCGAGACGAACCAAAAGGCGGGUGAACUGGAACAUUUGACGGUAAUUUUCGUCUUUUGCGUUUUUGCGCCAAUAUUCGAUCAAUUUUGAGAACAUUUAUCGAAAUGCGUACUAUUAUAGGGGCACCGGACAGAAAGGGCGCGCUGUUCGCAAUCUGGCCGAAUUUCUAGGCCGCGAAGUAAUUUUUCACUGAAAACGUGGCCUAACUUUUCAAACUCGGCCCCGAGGUCGCCCAAUUUGCACUGCAAAAAGAGUUUCUCAAUAGAGCGUCAUUUCUGUGCGGUGCCCCUAUAAUAACUACUAAAGUACAUUUUUGAGGUCUUCUACCUGGACAUUCCGGCCUCGAAAUGCGGCAUAGUGAUCGGACGCGGCGGAGAGACGAUCAAACAGAUCAACACGGAAUCGGGCGCGUACUGCGAGCUCUCCCGCGAGCCGCACCAGAAUCCGCUCGCCAAAACGGUUGUGAUUCGAGGCACCGAGUUGCAGGUGGAGCACGCGAAGCAUCUGAUUUGCGUGAAAGUCGGCGACAUUCCGCCGAACACGCCGUUCAAUCCGCCGCCGAACGUUGAUCCUGUGCAAAGGUGGUUUCAGAAUCAGAUCGCGCCGGCGAUGUCGUUCCCGGCGGCGGAACAACAACUUCAAACUCCCGCCGAACCUUCGAGUUCCUGGGUAUCGUCGCUUUGAAAAGUUGAGAAAGAACUCGAUUUUACAGCCAACUCCUUCGCCAGACGAACCGAAAACGCCCAACUGGGGACCGAAACAAAGUUCGGCCGCGCCGACCACGGACUACUCCUCCCAAUGGCUGCAAUAUUACAUGUAAGACCCCCCCAAACACCCCCUAAGAUGCUGAUAUCAAAAUUUCAGGAGCGUCGGCGACACGUCGGCAGCCGAAGCGGUCCGUCAUCGCAUCGAAGAACAGACGAGAGCAAGCGAAGAGGAGGGAGAGCGCUAG